AUGUACGCCAAAGGCAAGAGUAGCAACGUGCCGUCCGACAGCCAGGCCAGAGAGAAGUUAGCUCUGUACGUUUACGAGUACCUGCUGCAUGUAGGAGCCCAGAAGUCGGCACAGACCUUCCUCUCAGAGAUCCGAUGGGAGAAGAACAUCACAUUAGGAGAACCUCCGGGGUUCCUCCACUCGUGGUGGUGUGUUUUCUGGGACCUGUACUGUGCAGCUCCGGAGAGAAGAGACUCGUGUGAACACUCCAGCGAGGCCAAGGCCUUUCAUGACUAUAGCGCUGCAGCAGCUCCCAGCCCAGUCCUCGGCAACCUCCCCCCAGGAGAGGGCAUGCCAGUGGGACCAGUCCCUCCAGGAUUCUUCCAGCCUUUUAUGUCACCUCGGUACCCCGGAGGACCCAGACCACCCCUCAGAUUACCCAAUCAGGGACUUGGAGGAGUCCCAGGUCAGCCGAUGUUACCCAGUGGAAUGGACCCCUCAAGACAGCAAGGACAUCCCAGUAUGGGAGGGCCGAUGCAGCGGAUGACUCCACCCAGAGGCAUGGUACCGCUCGGGCCUCAGAGUUAUGGAAGUGGAAUGAGACCCCCACUGAACGCCCUGGUUGGUCCUGGGAUGCCUGGCAUGAACAUGGGACCUGGUGGGGGAAGACCUUGGCCUAAUCCUCCAAACUCCAAUUCGACCCCAUACUCUUCUGCAUCUCCAGGAAGUUAUGUGGGACCUCCAGGAGGCGGAGGGCCACCUGGGACCCCAAUAAUGCCAAGUCCAGCAGAUUCAACCAACUCCGGCGACAACAUGUACACUUUGAUAAACACAGUCCCUCCAGGUGGAAACCGACCAAAUUUCCCUAUGGGAGCAGGUGGCGAUGGCCCAUUAGGGGGAAUGGCUGGAAUGGAACCUCAUCACAUGAACGGAUCAUUAGGAUCAGGUGAUAUGGACAGUCUGCCUAAGAACUCGCCUGGUAACCUAAGUAUGAGUAACCAGCCGGGGACCCCCAGGGAGGAUGGAGAGAUGGGAGGAAACUUCCUCAACCCUUUUCAGAAUGAAAGUUAUUCUCCAAACAUGACGAUGAGUGUGUGAAGGUUUGGGCGGCGCCUCGAUCACUCGCUCAGUGCGCUGGUGCAGUGAAAAGCAGAGAGACUGGAUGUGACGUCAUCUUGGCCAGUGACUCGUCCUCCACCACCAUUGAACCAGUCUGGACAGUUGCCCACAGGGCUCCGUCCCUCUCCGCCCCCUCAACCCUACAUCUCUUCCCCCAUUCCUUCAUUGGUUUCUGCUCACCUCUCCUCCUCCCUUGUUUGGUCUCCCCCUGUUCUACGUGGUGAACAUUCAUCAGUUCUCCCUCUGCAACCAUGAGACUGUACAAAGGAACCAAACGGAUGAAACCCCCCCGGAGGAGAACUCUUUGUAUAUUUGCAAACGAUGUGACUGUGCACAAUCACUCCAGUCACAGACAGGUGAUUCUGCCUUUUGGAAUCAUGUCACGGAGUUCAUGCUCAAAAACAAAAUGGCCAGUAUCCUAUUUAUGCUAAAGUUUAAAUUUCCAAGGACUUAAAGAGAUAGAGCCCCUGUUUUGAUGACAGUAAAAAUGGAAUCUAAACUUGUUGUCACAUCUUUUGUCUUUACGUGAGAAAUCACUUGGUGGCGGAGAAUCGAGAGACAUCACAAUCAUAUUAACAUGCGAUUUUAAUCGACAUAGAUAUUUGUAGAGUCAACUUUUGGGGCUUUCUAAAAUUGUGUUUUAUGUUUUAUAAAAUGGGUUUCAUGAUUAUUUUUUAAUUUUCCGUCACAAACUUUGCAGCCACAAAUGUGAAAAAUGCAAAAUCCUUCCCUCUGUCUCACCUCUGUUAUAUUUCCAAGGUCUGAUGAGGAACAUGAGUGCAGGGCAAUGUUAGCGACUUUCAGACUUAAAACAUAAAUCACACAAAGGCCUCCUCACAACUUGAAAUAUCUUUCUGCAUUGAACAGCUACAGAGAAAACUGAGCUUUGUUCAAGGCUUAAAGUGAGAAUACGGGACUUUUGAGCUGUAGCCACUGAUGUCACAAGUUGUGGCGGAAUGGUAAAUUAUAAUAAUGAUGAUAAAACAUAUUGCAACAACAAAAGUGGAGUAACACUGUAAAGUCCAUGAAGUGGCUUGGUAAUGUCCGUCAUAGCAUUAUAGAAAUUUCUAGUUCAAGUUUGUAACCUUAGCUAACAUAUAGCAAACCAAAAAGCUAUUGGUCAAACUAGAAGCAAAUCCUCUGAGGGAUUACAAAGAAGUUACAAAUUCCUUUCUGCCAUUAGUUUCCUCUAUCGCUGUUUCCGUAACAUUACUUCUUAUUUUACGGGACUGGCUCCUCCCACCUUGAGGACCAGCGGAUCUCUUUUCAUCUGGACUCCACCCUUCAACCUGUACAGCUUAGGAGACCCUUCCGGGGGACUGAGCGCCUGCUGCCAUAGCUCCAGAUCGUGUUCAGAAAUAUACACACAUUCAAACUUGAUAAGCACCGGGAGGCAACAGAAGAAAUGUCCCUCAAACUUUUGAAAUACCUCCCAGGUAACAUUUCAGGCUUCUACAAUGGCCAAAACGUUUUCUGGGAGGUAAUUAGGGAAAUAUCUCUUAAGCAAAGACCCAGAAUCAUAAUUUUAGCCUUUUAGUUGUGGCAAAACAGCCCCCAUAAGAUUAAAUCAGAGCCAUUGCUGCCAUACUGCGGCUGACAUCAAAGGCGAUCUACUGGACAGAUUCCAAAAGUUCUGCAAAUACCAUUCAGCACCCUUCAAACCAGAUCAGCCCUAAUGCCAACUGUCACUGCAGCAAAGAGGAAGAAGGUUUGAACAACAGAUAAACGAUAACUUCUAAUACAUUUUUGGGUUUGUUUGUUUGUUUAAUGCAAGUGAUCUUUGAGCAUUGAGCAGACCACCCUUGUUGCAACUCAGACUUUUUUUUUCUGUUCACAGCACAACCACACAAACAAGUUUUUUUGUCUGAUGUAAAGAUGUUAUCUAAGGUGAACAGAUAGGGAAAUAUUAGUCAGGCUUUUGUUUGCUGAGGCCUCUCUUGACCUCCGGAUCCAAAUGAUUGAUCGGUUUACGUCACAGUUCAAUGGACAGAAAUUUUAAAACGACAGAAAUCGAAGAUAAACCGUAAAGAUUUAAAACCAUAAGACACAAGCUUCACUUCGGUCACCCAUACUUUAGUGUCAUCCGGAAUAACUGUGAUCUCAGAGGAUUAUGAGAGGAUGGCUGGUACAGAGCUAAAAUAAGCUUGUUUUUAAUCAACGUUUUGAACUUUUUUCACUGCCCAGGAUUGUAUCAUGUAUAAAAGGUCAAUAUGCCUGUGAACAUUCCCCUUUACCCUCCCCUACUGCAAAGUGUACAGCUCACAAAUGUAGCUCCUCUGUCUUGUAUGUGUAUUUGAUAUUAUUGUUAUUAUUUAAAGAAAAAUCCGGAGAGUUAUCGCAAAAUGGAGUGAUGGACUGAUGAUGCACCAUCACGACUGAACUGCGACUUUUUUAAAAGAAUAUUAUUAUGUUGUUUUUUUCUGUUGUUGUUGUUGUUAGAUUGAAGCCAUAAGUGGGAGUACAAGAACAUGCAUUUGUAAAUGGAAUCAUGUUUUCUGUUUUGUGGCAAAACGUGGGACUCCAUUUGUGAUGUGUUAAGUUUCUCUUUUUUAUUCUUUAUUAUUGUGUUUUUGUAAAUACAGAGAAGUAUUUCAUGGGUUUUGAAUAUGCUGGUAUAAAGCUUCUCUUCCCUUAA
This is a messenger RNA of Limanda limanda (common dab), 3733 nucleotides long. Its product is annotated as single-stranded DNA-binding protein 2. Gene Ontology annotation, molecular function: single-stranded DNA binding; protein binding. Gene Ontology annotation, biological process: positive regulation of transcription by RNA polymerase II. The transcript has 17 exons. The coding region runs from base 1 to 1077 and encodes 358 amino acids. Gene Ontology annotation, cellular component: nucleus. The record is from RefSeq and is a predicted model, not a curated record. NCBI's taxonomy places the organism in Eukaryota, Metazoa, Chordata, Actinopteri, Pleuronectiformes, Pleuronectidae.